AGCAACUUCAAUUCCUGUCUGUGGUACUGUGUUUGGAAGUGGAGAGCGCAGGACGCUGAAUUCCCGCCUCAACUUGGUCGCUCUACAAUUAUCUUUUAAGAUAAAACUUUCGAGACUCAUUGCAACGCCAUGGGUCGCGUUCCCUUGCUGCUAGCUGUGGUCGUGUUGGUGGUGGUAGCGGCUCAAAGCCCGGUACAAGGAUCAUCGUUCACGCUCCAGGGGUUGAUAGCCUUGUUAAGGGGAGGAGUAAGGAUUGCUGACCAACUCACUGGUAUAAAUGGACAGGUGGAUCGCGGAAAUAACUGCGCCAUCAACUGGAACGUGAACAUCUACCCCGGCUUUAAAGUUCGCUGGAUGGGUGUCUGUGUGGACACGUGCACGGGGGUGACCAGCGUCUCCAAGAAAAACUCCAGAAGUGGCGCCCUCGAGCAUUGCCUGGAAGAUAUUUACACGAAGAUGGCAAGAAGAGGCCUUCUCACCGGUUAAAGAUGCAUAUAAAGUCAAUUUUUUUGUCACAAAAACCUACCAAAUGCCAGCAUAUAGUUUCAAGUAGUAU
Molecule: messenger RNA, 556 nt
Organism: Lingula anatina
Lineage: Eukaryota; Metazoa; Brachiopoda; Lingulata; Lingulida; Lingulidae
Source: RefSeq, a predicted model, not a curated record